This is a messenger RNA of Caenorhabditis elegans, 864 nucleotides long. It is a transcript of the gene K10G4.10, whose product is annotated as F-box domain-containing protein. The record is from RefSeq and is marked reviewed. The coding region runs from base 1 to 864 and encodes 287 amino acids. The transcript has 6 exons. Lineage: Eukaryota; Metazoa; Nematoda; Chromadorea; Rhabditida; Rhabditidae.
AUGUUACCCUUCUUGGACAAACCAACACGUGCAGAGAAUUCAAAAAUCAUUAUUCCAUAUCGAAAAGUAAAAAAAUUGACACGUGGCUGGAAUGUGCUCAAAUUCUCACUUGUAUCAGAAAGUGAGAACGACGAUAUACAGCUAAAGGUCAAGUUCGUCACACCUUCUUUGAAAAACACCAAUUCUAUGAUGAAAACGUUCAACGCGAUGAUGAAAAUAACAAAGAAACGAAUGGAGUCAGUUCAAAAUAGUCCAUCUUUUGGAAAGCAACUGGAAAAUCGGGUUCGAAUGUUUUUUGGCCUCACAACUCCUCCAAACGCUUUGUGGUCAGAUGUGCCUAUCAAAAUACUUGCAACAAUUUCAGACUAUCUCAAGACAAAAGACCGAAUGAAUCAUCGUAAAGUAUCUCGGAGUUUGCAAGAUUUUGUUGACUAUCAAGGAUCUGGCAUAAAUAGUCUCGAAAUCAGCUACAGACAAAAUAAAGUUUGUUUGACAAUUGAUAACAAACGUAUAGAGUAUAGAGAACAAGAAAAACGUUGCAUAGUAUCAUACCAGGAUCAAGCAAUAGUUAUAGUAAAGGAGAGUCCAGAGAAUAUGAUGCUCAACGACGUAGCCGUUCUGUUACAAAGCUCAAACGUUCAGCUGGACAGAUUUAGUUUGACUAUAGACAAAUGGGGAAUUGGUAACGAGAUAGAAAUUGCCCCAAUUGAGAAAAUUUUGAAAUCGAUAAAACAUCUGCGCGCCAAAAGUGUACACUUUCAAUUUGUCAACGUCGAGAAUACCACUUCACUUUUGCAACACUUCAAAGCUGGUUUUCUUGAGAGCAUGCUUUUAGGCCUCCCUGACAUACAUUGUAGCGUGUAA